AUGACUAGUGCGUUCUCUUCAUUAAUGCAAUGCAAAUUUUAUGCUCGUGGUGAUUGUCGAAAUGGCGACCAGUGUCCAUUUGUACAUACUACUGAACCAGAGACGAAAGAUUCUCCGCAGUCGCAUACCAAAAUUGCGAGCUUUACAUCGAAUCCAUACAAGUAUUACGCACAGGCACAAAGUCGUCCUGUUAAUACUAACCAUAAUACACUUGCACAGUUUGCUGAUCAAAGUCGUUGGAAAUGGGUUUCACCGAAACUGAAGCAAACAAACGAAGCAAAAAAAAAGCCAUCAUCUGAUAUCAGUGAGAUACAUGAUGAUAAAAAACUUAGUGUUGAAGUCAAUAGUUCUAACCAUGACGUCGUUUCAAAUGAAGUAGAAGCAGGAAAUAUAUCUAUCACAGAAAUUUAUAUGGGCAUAAAAAAUAGAUCGGCGGCAGAGAUAAGUUCAAAGGAAUUUGAAGAAUUCUUGCAACAUAACGAUUACGACUAUAAUUUUGAUGACGAAUCACACUAUUCUAACAUAAAGGACUUAAGUGCCGAGCAAAUUAAACAGUUUGAAGCAGAUCACUUUGAUUACGGUCAAGUGCCAGUAGUUCCACCUCCUAAAGAAUUUUGUUGA
Molecule: messenger RNA, 621 nt
Organism: Thelazia callipaeda (thelaziosis nematode)
Lineage: Eukaryota; Metazoa; Nematoda; Chromadorea; Rhabditida; Thelaziidae
Source: the annotation of a GenBank genome assembly